Messenger RNA from Tarenaya hassleriana, 1159 nucleotides. RefSeq names its product cyclin-dependent kinase B2-2. Gene Ontology annotation, biological process: regulation of G2/M transition of mitotic cell cycle; protein phosphorylation; signal transduction. Gene Ontology annotation, molecular function: ATP binding; cyclin-dependent protein serine/threonine kinase activity; cyclin binding. Gene Ontology annotation, cellular component: nucleus; cytoplasm; cyclin-dependent protein kinase holoenzyme complex. The transcript has 8 exons. Lineage: Eukaryota; Viridiplantae; Streptophyta; Magnoliopsida; Brassicales; Cleomaceae. Bases 63 to 974 code for a protein of 303 amino acids. The record is from RefSeq and is a predicted model, not a curated record.
GCCUCUUCUUUCUCUUCACUACCAACAUUGCAUCUCAGAGAGAGAGAGAGAGAGAGAGAGAGAUGGAGAAAGGAGUUAUAGCCGUUUCCGCCAUGGACGCCUUCGAGAAGCUGGAGAAAGUUGGCGAAGGGACCUACGGUAAAGUGUACAGAGCCAGGGAGAAGGCUACUGGAAAGAUCGUCGCUCUCAAGAAGACGCGUCUCCAUGAGGACGAAGAAGGUGUUCCUCCCACCACUCUCCGCGAGAUCUCCAUCUUGCGCAUGCUCGCUCGCGAUCCCCACAUCGUCAGAUUGAUGGAUGUGAAGCAAGGACUGAACAAAGAAGGGAGGACCGUACUAUACUUGGUCUUCGAGUACAUGGACACCGACCUCAAGAAAUUCAUCCGAAGCUUCCGCCAAUCCGGACAGAACAUUCCUUCUCCUACCAUCAAGUGCUUGAUGUACCAACUCUGCAAAGGAAUGGCUUUCUGCCAUGGCCAUGGAGUGUUGCACAGGGAUCUGAAGCCACACAAUCUGUUGAUGGAUCGGAAAGCAACUGCUAAAGUUCCCGAUUUCGGUUUUGGAAAUGGGGAACAGAUAUUGACUCUAUGGUACAGAGCUCCAGAGGUUCUUCUCGGAGCCACUCACUACUCGACCGCCGUCGACAUCUGGUCCGUCGGCUGCAUCUUCGCUGAAUUGGUGACAAAGCAAGCAAUUUUUGCCGGAGACUCUGAGCUCCAACAGCUUCUGCAUAUUUUCAGGUUGUUGGGUACUCCGAACGAAUCGAUCUGGCCGGGAGUGAGCAAUCUGAAGAACUGGCAUGAGUACCCGCAGUGGAAGCCUCUGAGUCUCUCCAUAGCUGUUCCUAACCUUGAGGAAGCCGGGAUCGAUCUCUUAUCCCAAAUGCUGCAGUAUGAACCCGCGAAAAGAAUCUCGGCCAAGAAAGCGAUGGAGCAUCCUUACUUUGACGAUCUUCCAGACAAAUCCUCACUCUGAGGACUCUGUUGUUAUUUCAAUAUUCUCAUUGUCAUUGCUCGUCUCAAGCAUAUAUCUCUCAAGACUUUCUUCCCUUUUGUUUCCGUACUGUAGGAUGGAAUGAUGUUUUAAAUUGGGUUUUGCUAAUUCCCAAUUAUGUGGCCGGCUAGUUUAGGCAUAUGAAGAAUAUAUUCCCCCUUUUAACA